Molecule: messenger RNA, 4424 nt
Organism: Oncorhynchus keta (chum salmon)
Lineage: Eukaryota; Metazoa; Chordata; Actinopteri; Salmoniformes; Salmonidae
Product: neuronal membrane glycoprotein M6-b-like
Exons: 7
Coding region: 535-1338 (267 amino acids)
Biological process (GO): axon development; central nervous system myelination
Cellular component (GO): myelin sheath; plasma membrane
Molecular function (GO): structural constituent of myelin sheath
Source: RefSeq, a predicted model, not a curated record
UUCUGGCAUAGUUGUAGUGAAGGUUUUGGCCUGAUUUUUGUUUAAUGCAACUUCACCUAACCUUAGUCUUACUGUCACAGGAAACCAGGUGGUCCAACUGCUAGAAAAUAGGCCAGCACACAGAACCAGGUCUACACACGCUUGACAUUUACUUUUGGGUCAUGGUGCAACAAACCAUUGGUGGCGUUCUGUGUCAGGGUAGGAGUUGCAGAGGUCUUCCGUCACCUGCCAUUUCACUCUUAGCCCACUGGCCAUGGUUGCCAAGCCAAGAGGUCAAAUGUGAUAUUUUAUAGAUAAUUUCCUCCCCUACCAUAAACCCUGAAUUUACUUCUCUUGCCCCUUCAAGUUAAUUACAUUUCACAAGGCCCAGCAUCGACAUCACUCACGGGAUGGGGUGUAUUGAAUUCGGGGAGAGAGUUCGUGCACUGGUGCUCCAGCGCGCGACCUGCUACCCUGCACGAAACAGCUCCCUGCUUGCAUAACUUUUUGACACAUCGCAUCCGCCAAGCACUGAAGUUCUACGAAAGUAACACAAUGGGUUGCUUCGAAUGCUGCAUCAAGUGUCUGGGCGGCGUGCCCUACGCCUCGCUGGUGGCCACCAUCCUCUGUUUCUCGGGCGUGGCUCUGUUCUGCGGGUGUGGUCACGUGGCGCUGACCGGCACACUGACCAUGCUGGAGAAUCACUUCUCUCAGAUCACCACUGACCACGCCACCCUCACCAUCGUGAUCCAGACCAUGCAGUACGUCAUCUACGGCAUCGCCUCCUUCUUCUUUGUUUAUGGGAUCAUCCUGCUGGCUGAGGGCUUCUACACCACCAGCGCCGUCAAGAAGGAGCUGCAGAGCCAGUUCAAGACCACCGUGUGUGGCCGCUGCAUCACAGCCACGUUUGUGUUCCUUACGUAUAUCCUGGGCCUGGCCUUCCUGGGGAUCUUUGGCUUCUCAGCCAUUCCCGUCUUCCUCUUCUACAACAUGUGGACUACCUGUGCUGCCAUGAAGUCCCCCAUGGCCAACAUCACCGAUCCCGACUCCAUCUGUGUGGACGUCAGGCAGUACGGUAUUAUUCCAUGGAAUGCGACACCCGGCAAAGCCUGCGGAUCUACACUAGGAGACAUCUGUAGCACCAGCGAGUUCUACCUGUCUUUCCACCUGUACAUUGUUGCGUGUGCUGGGGCAGGUGCCACCCUCAUUGCAUUGAUCCACUAUCUGAUGAUCCUGUCGGCAAACUGGGCCUACCUGAGGAGCUCCUGCAACCAGAACGAGUACCAGGACAUCAAGACAAAGGACGACGACGUGGAGGAAGGUGGCUCCAAGGAGGGUCUCAACUCAUCUUACUCAUAAGAACCGGCCAACCACCCCUUCACACACUUCCUCACACCUAACCUCCAACCCCCUUCUGGGUAAAACCAACACCUGGGUCUCCUUCACUAUGGGCGGUGUUCUGACUUGAGAUAUGUUCACUCAACUCAAAUCUUCACACGUUGGCUACGUUUACACAGGGAGCACAAUUCUGUUAUUUUUUCCCACUAAUUGGUCCUAUGACCAAUCAUAUCUUUUCACAUCAACUCUUUUUCGGAGCUUAUCUGAUUGGUCAAAAGACCAAUUAGUGAAUAAAAUAUCAGAAUUGGACUGCCUGUGUAAAUGAAAUGCAGCCCAUGUCUUCCAUUAACAUCAAUGGACAAUUUAAGCUAAGGUCUGAGUUGAGCACACUUUUCUCAACUCUGAAUCAUGUCCUUUGUCCAAACAGGAGCAAACAUUUUUCAAACGGAACAGGUAUAUGAGAAGUUCCUAUUGGAUGAGCUCAGGUUAGGUGGUACCUCUUCCUGUUUGCUCUCGAUUGGACCGUUACUGAGCGCAACCCUGCUGCCAUAGCCUAACUGCUCUGAAUCAAUCACAGCACAGCACUAACACAGCGAAUAACCGCCUAACAAUAAGGUCACCGUCUGCACAACUCCUGAGGAAGCGUGCCACAAAAUGUCCUGUUUCUUUGGUGUUUUAUAUAUAUGAAUAUAUUGUGCGAAUGUGUAUGUAUGAAUGUUUUUUUUUUAUACUACUUCAAAAUAUGACAGGUUUACUAUUAUAUUUAUCUGAUCUUCUCUUAUUUCUGGUAUUUUUCUCCUUUGGUUAUCUUAUCCCUGUGCAAACGUUUUACCUGAUUUAGUUUUUUGAUUUUUUUAUGGUAAUGCUUGUAUCAAAAAUAUAAAGAAGUAAAGUAGACUUCCAAAACCCAUGUAAACAUUACAUACACAGCAUCUCAGGGUGCCUCUCAUAGAAUAUAGUCCUACUAUUACGUUAACUUUCCCAUUCCUUUGUUGACAUCCAGCAAUUUCUGUUAAGUAAUCCUUCAUUUUGGCCUGAGGAGAAAAACGUGUGCUGUACCCUAACCGGAUUGGACACAUUCACUAAUGUGACUGUUGGCCCAAAGCAGCAGUUCUGUCAGCAGCUGUCUGCAGUGUUAACGCAUUACCUUGACCCGCAAGGGAAACAUCUAGCCUGGUCCCAGAUCUGAUCGUGCUGUCUUGCCAACUCCUAUGGUCAUAAUAACACGACAAUGACCAUAGGAGUUGGCAAGACAGCACGAUCAGAUCUGGGACCAGGCUAGAUGUUUCCCUUGCGGGUCAAGGUAAUGCGUUAACACUGCAGACAGCUGCUGACUGGCAAGACAGCACAGACUGAUCUUGGACCAUGCUAGUGAACCGCCACCUAGCCCUCUGUAUGGCAGUUUUUCUCUGGAAACGGCAUUGCUUCUAAACCCACAGGACUAACCAACACUCAAGGUCAGAUUGCCUUGUUCUGUUUGUAAGUGAUACAUUAUUCAUACCUCAGGUACUAAACCAAAAUAAAAACUCCACUAGCCUGGUCCCAGAUCUGUUUGUGCUUUAUAGCUCCUAUGUUUGGCAUGAUAAUGACCAUAGGAGUUGGCAAGACAGCGCAAAUAGCUCUGGGACCAGGCUAACAUUUCACUGAUUAAGCACACACUUGUUACAAGGCAAGGCCACAGCUGAAGUGAACAUAACAAAAGGCCCAAUGUUUGUUCAUUGUGUUCAUUGUACACAACUGUGAAGGGUGGAUUUCUUUCUCCUCCCGGUUUUUGGAAUCAUACAUUCACUUUCCUCAAGACAAGUCCACCCUUAAAGGGGUGAAGUUCACCUGUAUAUAUAUAUGGACCGCCCCAAAGGAAGUUCUAUUGACUGACACGUCCUGAAUGUGGAGAGCACGGUCAAUGUUUUACCAUGCUAUUUUACCUUUGAUUAUCAAUAUGUAAAUGUUUCCUUUUGGAGUAUAUGUUUAGCAUCCAAUUACUUGUUCUGCAUUAAAUAUAAUAGUAAUGUGACAUCUUUUAAAACGGUAUGUUGUGAGAAGGAAGCAAAUACAGAGUCAUGAUGGCGGUGGUGCUUGUAUUGUAUACAUUUUGAAAUGUGAAGAAAAAAAAAUGUACAAAAUGGUUUUCAAUGUUUUUUAUCAGUUUUAGGCAGCUGAAUCUUUCCCUGUGCUAAAGUAAUGAAUAACUUGUCUUUGACAUUAUUUGUAAUUACUUUAUAAUGGCAAGCCAAAUGAAAGUGACUCAUCUGUCAUACUUUUAGGCCUGUUAUAUGAACAGAUGCCGUUUGGAUGUUUACAAUAUAACAAGUCAUGAAUUUUCUUUUUUCCCCCCAGAUAUCAUUUGAUUAUCAUGACCUAUUCUAUAAUAAUGAUCACUGAGUAGUUCAAGUGCGUCGGGCUAUAAGUUAUCUGCAUUUUAGUCUAAAUUGAGUUAGUGACACAGCCUUGUUCUGUUCAAUGUUCUCUACCUACAUACAGUAUACUCUAACAUGAAUUGGGGUAAGUUCAAACUAAUUCAAAAGAAUACAAGAUAAAAAAUGGCUGACCCCAUUCAACCCAACGAGGGCUCGAAACUGUAAAGCCAAUUAUCUCAGAAUCAUCUUUUUGCAAGUAGAACCUUAUAGUCCCAAGUUAUCUUCCUCACACCAGUGAAACGAUGAUUUCUUUAACUUUCAUAUGAAAAGGCAUGUCGGUAUUGUCCACGGGUGCAAACGUGUAAAUACUGAAAAAGGACUAUAUUCCCAUGUGUGUUAUGUUUGAUAUAAUACAGUGUGCUUUGCCACCAGGUUGAUGUAGGCAAGGGCAUGUGCCGUUUCAUAUAAGAUGCGUGUGUUGUCGUUUCCUCGUUAUUGCAUGAAGGCGACAUGACUGUGUCUUAAUACAGUUUUUCAGGUGAUGUGUAGUCAAUUGUACUGACAACUAUGGUAGGCAGCGUUUGCCCCCACUCAACUCUUUUUUAAAGAUAUCCAUUGUAUCUUGAUGACAUUGUAGACCCUGUAGUUGUUUCAUUGUUUUUCUUUUUAAAGUUUUAAAUAGUUAUAUGACUCCUGUAUAGUGAUGAUUUUUGUAACCUUCUCUAGUAAAACCGAUAUUUUAUCGUGAAA